GUAAAAAAAAGAAAGAAAAAAAAAGAGUUGUCAAGACCCUAAUUAUUCCUUAUAUUAUGAAAAACUAUUUUCUUACUACAAGUAUUCUGCAACUUUGACCUAGGUCUUAGGCCCCUAAAAGUGAAAAAAAAACCUUGUACCCCAAGGGAGUUUUAGCCACAUGUACACUAUGAUGUUAGAUACACACGACCUUUGAUCUUUACAAGACUGAUCUGUUAAUAAUUUCUAUUGUUUAUUUACUAUUCACAUCAUCUGAUCUUGUAUUCUACUAUAGUUCAGCGGUUCAGUAGACCUUGUCACUGGAGAUUUGUGUAACCCUUCUUUUGAAGUAUAAUUUUGUCCAAAAAUAGCAGCCAGCCAUGCUGCUGCAAUAAUCUGAUCAUUACAGGUUCAUGGGCAAAACCACUAUGUACCCAAACAGUGUAGCAGUUGUUGAGCCUGUGAUCACUCUCGUGAUCAGUAAAGGUUAAGUAAUGAUAGUAUGCUUAUGCGAUAUUUGUUUUAUACUGCAAUCUGCCCCUCAUAUUCCACUGCAAUAUCAAUACAUGUACACACGCUAUUUAAAUGUGCAUAUUUUAGCGGAAUGAUAGCCUUUCUUUUUAUUUAAGAUGUAAUUCUGCCUGUUCAUCCACUGAUUUCUCUAAUAGGCUAAGAGUAUUUCGUCUUAUACCAAGAUAGUACUAGAAAAUAAUAGCACCAAAUAUGGAAAGUAAGCAUGAGCUCUGAAAAUCGUACAUGUACGUCAAUGAUGACGAAAUAUUUAAAUUUACAUUCUUCUUAGAACGGCCGACUCUGAUUGGCUUGAGUAGCUCCAAGCUCCUCCUAUUGUACGGAUUUUACUUCAGAAAAGCUCGGGGUGUGCUUUAACCGUACGACUAAACCAUUAAUUGUUGUGUAGGUGAACAUCGCGUUAAAACAUGUAGCUUUUUUUUAUUAAUGUACAUAUGAUUUGAAAUAGUUUGAAAUGUUUAAACCCUAAGUGUAGUUGUAAUAUUUCAUGUAUAUAAUAACUUAAUACAUUAUGCUAUUUUAUUAGUGCAUGAACAUCUAAUCUACUGAACUCCCCUAUCAAGAAUUGUCACGUUGGAUUUAAACUGCAGUUCCUGUCGACCGAAGAAGAACAAUGUAUCCGGCUCGGCGCUGUUCAUCGCUGUUUCACCGAGACCUGGCCGCGGUCUGUCUCUCAUCGCUGGGGACACAUCCAAAGAAACCCGGUCCGCUGAAGAAAAGCAGUCUUCCGAGUUCACGAGUUCAUCUUCCUCCAACAAGGUCAAACUCAUCGCCCGUUCUGCUCAGUUCUUUACAAGUGUGUCAGAUGGGCAGCAGCAGCAGCAGCAGCAGACUCUUCAGUACUGUGGCCCAGACUCUGAGCAGCGCUGCGCUGACAGACCUGCAUGUAGAUACUGAUGAUGACGAGUAUGAGCAGGCUGACCGUGAUGCGCUGCUGCGUGAAUGCGAGGAUGUUUUGAGGAACCGGCCUCCUCGACUGCACCGAGACUUCAUGAUGACCGGAGCCUGCUCACUGCAGAGCGCCCCCAUCCGCGUCAUGCAGUGGAACAUCUUAGCACAAGCUCUGGGUGAAGGCAAGGAUGGUUUUGUGCGCUGCCCAAUGGAGGCGUUGAACUGGUCAGAGAGGAAGUAUCUCAUUCUGGAGGAGAUCCUAACCUACAAGCCAGAUGUGUUGUGUCUACAGGAGGUGGACCACUACUUUGACACCUUCCAGCCUGUGCUCGCCAGCUUGGGCUACCAGAGCAGCUUCUGCCCCAAGCCAUGCUCCCCCUGCCUGGACGUUCACAAUAACAACGGCCCCGACGGCUGCGCUCUGUUCUUCAACCGCCGUCGCUUCCAGCUGCUCCACACCGCUCAUCUCAGACUCUCUGCCAUGAUGCUCAAAACCAACCAGGUUGCUAUCGUGGCUACGCUUCGCUGCAGGUUCACAGGUCGAGUCUUCUGCGUGGCAGUAACACACUUGAAAGCGCGGAGCGGCUGGGAGGCGUUUCGAAGCGCACAGGGGGCUCACCUCCUCCAGCAGCUCUGUGAACUAACCACACAGUCACACACAGAGAUGGAUGAUGAAAACCGGACUAGAGUUGGGGAAACCAAAGACGGUAUUCCGUUAGUGGUAUGUGGGGAUUUUAAUGCGGAGCCAAGUGAGGAAGUGUAUAGGCGCUUUAUGACUUCUCCUCUGGGGCUAGAUAGUGCUUACAAGUGUCUAAGUGAGGACGGGAACACAGAGCCACCCUACACUAGCUGGAAGAUCCGGCCCAGCGGAGAAAGCCGCUCCACCUUGGACUACAUUUGGUAUUCAGAAAGAGCAUUUCAGGUGGAUGCUGUGCUAAAGAUACCAAGCGAAGAGCAGAUCGGGCCGGACCGGCUUCCGUCGUAUCAUUAUCCUUCUGAUCAUCUGUCACUGGUGUGUGACCUUAGUUUUAGUCAGAAGCCUCAUAGGUUCAUGUAGCUGUCAAUCAUUAGUGCUCUCCAAUAGGGAUCCAGAGCAGCUUAGGACAUUAGGAUUAUGUGUGCACAAGUCUGAAUGUGACAAUGCAUUAUUUGCAUCAUUGCAAAGAAUGUAACACAUUUUAUUCAUCUAAGCCUUAUUUUUACCUGCUGAUGUAGGUCUUAAUGCACCUCUUUUUUAUUAUUUUCUUCGAUGGAGAUUAAUUAUUAUUAUUAUUAUGCUCACUGUUUGUUUAACAGAGGUUGUACAAUAUAUUGUAAUUUAUUAAGUGCUAGAGGAUGAUCUCAGGAAGAUGCACAUUCUCGAUUAAAAGGUUCCAUAAGUGGAAAGAUGUUUAUAUUUAUUCUGACUGUACAUUUUCUUUUCUUUUAGUAACACCGUAAUCAUUGAUAUGUUUGCCAUUGACCAGUAAUCUCUAAAUACAUCAGUGUAUUUAAA
Carassius gibelio (silver crucian carp) is the source of this 2896-nucleotide messenger RNA. RefSeq names its product nocturnin-like. Gene Ontology annotation, biological process: circadian rhythm. Lineage: Eukaryota; Metazoa; Chordata; Actinopteri; Cypriniformes; Cyprinidae. The transcript has 4 exons. Gene Ontology annotation, molecular function: poly(A)-specific ribonuclease activity. The record is from RefSeq and is a predicted model, not a curated record. The coding region runs from base 1124 to 2458 and encodes 444 amino acids.